Nerophis ophidion (straightnose pipefish) is the source of this 1349-nucleotide messenger RNA. Its product is annotated as bifunctional heparan sulfate N-deacetylase/N-sulfotransferase 4-like. Gene Ontology annotation, cellular component: Golgi apparatus. Bases 350 to 1144 code for a protein of 264 amino acids. Gene Ontology annotation, molecular function: heparan sulfate N-sulfotransferase activity; deacetylase activity. The record is from RefSeq and is a predicted model, not a curated record. The transcript has 8 exons. NCBI's taxonomy places the organism in Eukaryota, Metazoa, Chordata, Actinopteri, Syngnathiformes, Syngnathidae.
UGUGUGUUUGCACCUACAAACAACAUGACCAUAGGGCGGUCCAGUAGUCCUCUUGACUAAUGUGUGUUUGCACCUACAAACAACAUGGCCAUAGGAAAGUAAGAUGCUAGUUUAGAAGUCAGUAUGAGAAGCAACACUCCUGGCACAUAGAUGAUCUUUGACUUGAAGAUCCUCUGUUGUUCUGCUUUAGAAUCCUUGUGACGACUAUGUUGUUCUGCUUUAGAAUCCUUGUGACGACAAGCGACAUAAAGACAUCUGGUCUAAGGAGAAGACCUGCGACAGGCUGCCCAAGUUCUUGGUGGUUGGACCACAGAAAACAGGGACCACCGCACUUUAUCUCUUCCUCCUCAUGCAUCCCUCCGUCUCCAGCAACUUCCCCCGUCCCAAGACUUAUGAGGAGGUGCACUUCUUCAACACCGACAACUACCACAAAGGCAUCGACUGGUACAUGGACUUCUUCCCUGUGCCCUCCAACGUCAGCACCGACUUCCUCUUUGAGAAAAGUGCAAACUACUUCCCCUCCGAGGAGUCCCCGCGGCGCUCUGCUGCUCUGCUGCCCAAAGCCAAGAUCAUCACCUUGCUCAUCAACCCUUCUGAUCGAGCCUACAGCUGGUACCAGCAUCAGCGAGCACACGAGGACCAGGCAGCCCUGGGCUUCACCUUCUACGAUGUCAUCAGCGCCAAAGCCGGCGUCCCGGCCGAGCUGCGUUCCCUGCAGAACCGCUGUUUGAUCCCCGGCCUGUACGCCACGCACCUGGACAGGUGGCUGGCACACUACCCCGCCAACCAGGUGAUGAUCAUAGACGGCCAUCAGCUGAGAGCCGACCCUGCCGCUGUCAUGGAUGAAGUCCAGAAGUUUCUGGGAGUAACGCCUCAUUUCAACUAUUCGCAGGCACUCACGUUUGACCCUCAGAAGGGCUUCUGGUGCCAGCUCCUGGAGGGAGGCAAGACUAAGUGUUUGGGGAAGAGCAAAGGGCGGAAGUACCCCCCCAUGGAGCCAGAGGCCCGUGCAUUCCUGUCCAGGUUCUACAGGGAACACAACGUAGAACUAUCCAAGCUGCUGCAUCGCCUCGGACAGCCUCUGCCCUCCUGGCUGAGGGAGGAACUGCAGAAGAUAACCUUCGCAUCCAUGAGCCGGGGUUAAAGGCCAAAGGUCGAACAGGUCAAGUUAACCGGGAAGGUCAGACGCACUCUCCGGUGGUGGACUCCCAACCCCCAAACCCCCCAACCCCCAGAACCCCCAACCCACCUCCCACCAGCCACCCCACCCCCGAGCGGGACGGGCGAGGACGCAACGCCUGAUUUUCACGGCUGAGGGCAGAGAAGCGACGGAGGAGACAUACGCAGCU